Molecule: messenger RNA, 3032 nt
Organism: Cottoperca gobio
Lineage: Eukaryota; Metazoa; Chordata; Actinopteri; Perciformes; Bovichtidae
Gene: gsna
Product: gelsolin a
Exons: 17
Coding region: 160-2379 (739 amino acids)
Biological process (GO): central nervous system development; actin polymerization or depolymerization; cell projection assembly
Cellular component (GO): actin cytoskeleton; cytoplasm
Molecular function (GO): actin filament binding; phosphatidylinositol-4,5-bisphosphate binding
Source: RefSeq, a predicted model, not a curated record
AGUGUCAUAACGGGGAGUGUCCCGGGCCAGAAGCAUAAACAGCGGCUCCUCAUUCCGCAGCCUGCCGACUCGACGCCUCUCUGCUCCCGCUGCAGCUAGAAGCGCUCACCGCGGCUCACUCAGGUUCACACCGAUCACAAUCUACACGUUUCAGGCAGAAUGGCAGUGCAGCACCCAGAGUUCGAUCGGGCCGGAACGAUGCCGGGCCUCCAGGUGUGGAGGGUGGAGAACUUCGACCUGGUGCCUGUCCCCGAGAACCUGUAUGGGGGAUUCUACACCGGAGACGCCUACCUCCUCCUCAACACCAUCAAACAACGCUCGGGGAACCUGCAGUACGACCUCCACUUCUGGUUGGGUGAUUUCUGUUCCCAGGAUGAGAGAGGCUCGGCGGCCAUCUUUACAGUCCAAAUGGACGACUUCCUGAAGGGAAAACCCAUCCAGUACCGCGAGGUCCAGGGACACGAGUCCAAAACCUUUCUUGGCUAUUUCAAGUCUGGACUCAAAUACAUGAAAGGCGGCGUGGCAUCUGGGUUUAAGCACGUCGUCACUAACGAGGUGGUCAUGCAGCGGGUGCUCCAGGUCAAAGGUCGCCGUGUUGUCCGGGCAACGGAAGUGGCGGUCAGCUGGGACAGCUUCAACCAGGGAGACUGCUUCAUCCUGGACCUGGGAGCCGAGAUUUACCAGUGGUGUGGCUCCCAGAGCAACCGCUUCGAGAAGCUGAAGGCGACUCAGGUCGCCAAGGGUAUCCGUGACAACGAGCGCAGUGGGCGGGCCCGCGUUUACGUCUGUGACGAGGGGGUGGAGAGAGAGAAGAUGUUGGAGGUGUUGGGGCCUAAACCAGAUCUGCCUGUCGGAGCCUCUGAUGACAUCAAAGCUGAUGCUUCAAACAGGAAGAGUGCCAAACUCUACAAGGUGUCCAAUGCCAAUGGAAGCAUGAGCAUUGCGCUGGUGGCAGCAGAGAACCCGUUCGCACAGAGCGCCCUAGAGUCCGGUGACUGCUUCAUUCUGGACCACGGCUCCGAUGGCAAGAUCUUCGUCUGGAAAGGCAAAGACGCCAACAUGGAUGAACGAAAGGAAGCCAUGAAAGCAGCCGACGAGUUCAUCAAGAAGAUGGGUUACCCCAAACACACUCAGGUGCAGAUUCUGCCAGAGAUGGGCGAGACGCCGCUCUUCAAGCAGUUCUUCAAGAACUGGCGGGACAGAGAGCAGACAGAGGGACUGGGCGUGGUCUACAUCGCUAACAGCAUCGCCAAAAUCGAAAAGGUGGCCUUCGACGCAUCCAGCCUGCACGACUCUCCUGCCAUGGCAGCCCAGCAUGGCAUGGUGGAUAACGGCAACGGAGAGAAAAAGAUCUGGCGUAUUGAGGGGUCCGACAAGGCGGAGGUGGAUCCGUCCACACAUGGACAGUUCUACGGAGGAGACAGCUACAUCAUCCUUUAUAACUACAGCUUCGGAGGACGUCACGGACACUUUAUCUACAUGUGGAAGGGCGUGGACUCCAGUCAGGAUGAAAUCGGGGCCUGUGCGAUCCUCGGCUCCCAGCUGGACGACGAGCUUGGCGGGGGUCCUGUGCAGGUUGUUGGUGCUCAUAUAACCACUCAGGUGAUGGUGUCGCAAGGGAAAGAGCCGGCCCACCUGAUGAGUCUGUUUGGAGGACAGCCCAUGGUGGUGUACAAGGGAGGAACGUCCAGAGAUGGAGGUCAGUCGGCUCCCGCAGAGACGCGCCUCUUUCAGGUGCGCUCCAACUCUGCAGGACACACCAGAGCUGUGGAGCUUGACGUAGCAUCAUCCAACCUGAACUCCAACGAUGCUUUUGUUCUGGUGACCCCCGGAAGCUCCUUCCUGUGGGUGGGCGUGGGUGCCAGUGACACAGAGAAGCAGGGAGCCCAGCAGCUGUGUGACAUCCUGGGAGUGUCUGCGUCUGAGCUGUCAGAGGGAGGAGAGACCGAUCAGUUCUGGGAGGCUCUGGGUGGAAAUACAGAAUAUCGUACUUCUACCAGACUCAAGGACAAGAUGGACGCUCACCCACCCAGACUCUUCGCCUGCUCUAAUAAGACUGGAAACUUCAUCAUCGAGGAGGUACCCGGGGAGAUGACCCAAGAAGACCUCGCCACCGAUGAUGUCAUGAUCCUGGACGCCUGGGAGCAGGUGUUCGUCUGGAUCGGAAAUGAGGCCCAAGAGGAAGAGAAGACUGAAGCCAUGCAGUCUGCGGCCCGUUACAUCGAGACAGAUCCGGCCAACAGAGACUCAAGGACGCCCAUCGUCAAAAUCAAGCAGGGCUUUGAGCCGCCCACCUUCAGCGGCUGGUUCCUGGGCUGGGACCACGAGUACUGGACCAGCGACCCCCUGGAGCGUGCCAUGGCUGAACUAGCCCUGUGAGAUCUCCCCUCACCCUCCCUCCCCAUCAGCCCUGACCUUUGACCCCGCUGCUCUGCCGCAAGCACUGAGCUUCAAUCAUAAGACUUUUUUAGCUGCCAAUACGGCCAGAAUUUUUUUUACCUUUUGUUGUGUUUGUGAGGGAUACAGGUCGAGGGUUCUGAUUCACUUUGUCUCAAACAAUAGCAAUAGAGCUUUAACAGAUACACAGGCUUUAUGUAAGGUUUGCACUAGUUUUAGUGAAACCAAUUUUUCACAUUUGUUUUAUAUGCUGACAAUAAAACCUGUCCACUAGUGAAAUGCAAACAAAGUCUUGGUAUGCUGCAACAUUGGAAAACUCACUGCCAAGAAAACACUGCUUAUAAACAGUAAUACAACCGAUGCCUUAAUAUUCUUUCCUCCAGUUUACAGUAAACGUGCCGUUUUAAAAAAGGUACUUUUUCCAGUUUAAAUGUUUGCACCUUUAGAUGCCCCUUAUAUUUAUUGUUUUUAAAAGUCAUAGAUUCAUGCCCAGGAAAGCUUGUGUGACGCUGCAAUAACCAACUUUAAGUGGGAAACUGACGCUUUGCUGCUUUACAAACAGUCACGUCUUCUGUGACACUUUCUAAUGUUUCCCUAAGCCUUGUUAUCAUUUCAAUAAAACCAAAUCAAAAGUG